Pestalotiopsis fici W106-1 is the source of this 1500-nucleotide messenger RNA. RefSeq lists its product as uncharacterized. The record is from RefSeq and is a predicted model, not a curated record. The coding region runs from base 1 to 1500 and encodes 499 amino acids. Gene Ontology annotation, molecular function: protein binding. NCBI's taxonomy places the organism in Eukaryota, Fungi, Ascomycota, Sordariomycetes, Amphisphaeriales, Sporocadaceae. The transcript is spliced from 4 exons.
AUGUCGAAGAGGCCCAAGGCUUUUCUCAAGCAGCAGGCAAAGCCUAAGCAGAAGAAGGAACAGACCUUCAAUUCUGCAGAUGACUGGCUCCAAGCCGGUGUUGAUUAUGAAGAGGCCGCGGGCAAGUGGCGAGCGGGUGAUAGCGCCAAGUCAAUGAGAUUCUUCCAACGCUCAAUCGAGGCCUACGACCAAGGACUCAAGGCAUUUCCUUCCAGCUUGGAUCUUGCCUACAACAAGGCUCGCGUUUUGCUCGAGGUGGCAACACACCCAAUCUUGGUGGAACAGAUCAAGGGCCCACUCAUCAACACCCUCCGCGAGGCACUGGAUGCCCACCGCUACGCCCUGAAAUUAGACCCUGAUAAUGCAGAUGCUCUUUUCAACACGGCCCAGGUUCUAACCAGUAUUGCCGAGGAGGUUGCCAACGAUGAUGAUGCGCCAAACCAGGAAGCAUUGAAGCUGCUCCACGAGGCUUCUGAUCUGCAGGCAAAAUGCUACUCGAUUCAAGAGAUGAAGCUUCAAGAGAGCAUUGAACAGGAACGUCUGGCCAACGAGCAAGCUGCCAGCAUAGAGACAGAGAGUGAGGCAGCCGCUGCCCCGGCCGCCGAAGAGUCGCAUGACCACGAGUCCCACGACGAUGAAGAGGACGAGCAAUGGUUCACAGUCGUGGAGCCCGUUACACGCGACAGUCUCAUCGAUACACUGGUUGCUCAGCUCAACACCCUCACUACCUUCUGUAGCAUCUUGACAGACAAUCCUGAGAUCGCCCCACCUGCAACGCUACCCAUGAUCGAAGAACACUCUACCCAACUUGUUCAAAAGAUCCCGUCGCUAGUGCAAGACAAGCCGGAAAGACUGCAGGAGAUUUCCUUCUCAAAGGCCAACUUUGCCUCUGUACUCCUGGAAGCUGGUUUCAAGACGGGCAAGGUCGAUGCUGCAACAUACAAGAAAGAGCGCGAUGCCGCCUUCAACGUUCCAGAGCUCGUGUCAAACGGCACGGCAGAGAUUAUGCUGUCCAAUGCACGAUCACUGCUUUCAUUCAACUCGGCAUUGGCUGAUGUUUAUUCAAACGAGGGAGCGCUCCGAUGGAAUGCUUUGACCGAGAGUAUCCAACACCUUGCCACGGCAUCGAAAAUCCAAGGCAUUGAACAGUCCGAGCUGGCCUUGACUCACCUUUUGCGGGGAGAUGCGAACCUGUUCCUAUACGCUCUUGCAUUGCCUCCGGUAUCGCACCAGUCCGCCAUCACCAACGCAGCUAAUCUGGCCAAGAAUGCCGAGGUGUUUUACCGCAACGCGAGCAAACUCUCAGGCGCUCGGGAGGAAAAGGCCGUCGCAGCCUUGCGCUCAACGGUCUCGCAGCAUCUGCAACAACAGGUGGCACAGGGCACUCCACUCGACAUCGGUGCGAUAGUGAGUUCGAGCCCAAGCGGCCCGCAAUGGGCUGUAGAGCAACUCGAGGACAUGGUGGCAGAGGGAUUGCUGCCACAAAGUUUAACGAUCUAG